AUGGAACCUGUAUCCCUGGAAGCCAUAUGGAUGCGUCGCCCUCUGUUGUGGCCUGUGACGGCUGUAGCAGGACGAAGCACAGACCUCCCUUGUUAUCUGAAUCCACGGACGCCUGGAGACAGACCCAAGCUAAUUCUGUGGUACAAGAGGGGCGUCCGGACCCCGGUCUAUAGCUAUGACGACAGGACGGCCCAACAGCACCUCGGGAUUCGUGAAGAGGCCGUCACUCUCACGAGCAGGGGAGCCGCUACCAUCACCAUCAAGAGAGUGCAAGCAGACAGUGCAGGAUUGUACGAGUGCAGAGUGGAUUUCUUCAGGUCGCCCACUCAUAACAGCUUCGUUAAUCUUACUGUGAUUGAACCUCCGAGAAACGUCGAGAUUGCCGACAGUCAGAGUGGAACCUCAGAUGACGGGAUUGUGGGUCCUUACUAUGAGAACCAAGAAGUCAUCCUGAAUUGCUUCUCGAGGAGUGGAACCCCCUUGCCCAACGUGACCUGGUGGCGGGGCGAGCGAGUGCUGGACGGCGGCUGGGAGGUGGCCGGACCGGGACUCGUACGGAACACCCUCGUUAUAGACCGUAUCACGAGAGAUUGGCACAACAGCACCCUCACCUGCACCGCGUCCAAUACCCACCUGGCCAGUCCAGCUGUUGCGUCCGUGGUGGUGCAUAUGUUCUUGUUGCCAACGAGCGUCAUCAUAACUAACCCGGGGCCCACCAGAGAAGGUCAGCGAACAGCUCUGACCUGCUCGGCGCGGGGGUCACGACCUCUGGCAGACCUCAGCUGGAGCGUGCGAGGGAGGACGCUGGACGCUGUGAAGGUGGGCGACGACCUGGGCCUCACCUCAACGUCGACGCUGCUCCUCAACGUGACCCGAGAGGAGGACGGCACGAGGGUCGUCUGCACGGCCACCAACCCUGCCCAGCCUGAUACGCCGCUCUCGAAUACCACCACGCUCGUUGUUCACUCUCUCCUCACAUGCCACCUUCGUCUUCAUGACACAAUCAUUCUCUUGAACUCGUCCCAAUGA
Penaeus chinensis is the source of this 1029-nucleotide messenger RNA. Its product is annotated as nephrin-like. Lineage: Eukaryota; Metazoa; Arthropoda; Malacostraca; Decapoda; Penaeidae. The record is from RefSeq and is a predicted model, not a curated record. The transcript is spliced from 8 exons. The coding region runs from base 1 to 1029 and encodes 342 amino acids.